UCUCUCUCUCUCUCUCUUUCUCUCGCACCUCCAUCCACCAAACAAAAACCACAAUGCAGAUCGCCCACCUCCUAGCCCUCAGCGGCCUCAUGCUCGCAACCACCGCCACCGCCGGCGGGGAGCUCGACCGCAACGACGUCCCCAGCCCCUGCUGGGAGCCGUGCGGCCCCGUCGUCAACAUCUCGCACGCCUGCGACGCCCAGACCGACAACGACCGCGCCGAACUCCAAUGCGUCUGCGGGUGGGACCGCGCCGCCACGCUCAUCCCGCUGUGCGAGGCCUGUAUCGGGUAUUACCGGACCCAGCAGCAUCACGAUCACGAUCACGACGAUGACCAUGACGAUGACAACGAUGAUGAUGAUGACAAUGACCAUGACCGACACGAUAACGGUAUGCAUUACCCCUUCAUGCACCUUUAAGGCAAAGUGACCCGCAGCGGAGCAUCAAACUAAUCUGCUGGCGCCGGGCGGCUGGGGCAGACGCAUACGAUAUCCUGACCUCAUGCUCCCUUUCAACCACCACCUGGAACCCGGCGGCUGCGACCUCGGUGCUGAGCGCGGUGAAUGCGUCGAUGACUGGG
Messenger RNA from Aspergillus aculeatinus CBS 121060, 580 nucleotides. RefSeq names its product putative GPI anchored protein. The coding region runs from base 54 to 419 and encodes 121 amino acids. NCBI's taxonomy places the organism in Eukaryota, Fungi, Ascomycota, Eurotiomycetes, Eurotiales, Aspergillaceae. The record is from RefSeq and is a predicted model, not a curated record. The transcript has a single exon.